GUAUGGGACUGUGCCAGCUUUAACUGUAUAAAGCAUUGUUGCAGCACUGCAGUCUCACAUAGAUGAGAGAUAUAAGAACAAAAGAAGCACAUAUGAACAGUCAGCAGGUUUAGAAUUUGUUUUGGAGAAUGGUGGGUCAAAUCGUGUUGCCUGUGCUGCUUUUGGGGAUGAUAGGUACGGUGAUUUCUCAGACUUCAGGACCCCUCUACCCAAUUGCUGGAACAACAAGCCCUCGAUCAGACGAUGGAAGUUCUCCUCUAAUUCCCCUGCAACGACCUUUUGUGUAUUUCGGCCGGUCAUAUUCUCAGAUUUAUGUUAACCAAAAUGGAGACCUUACCUUUAACGGAGCAUUUUCUAGUUAUUCUCCUCAAAGGUUUCCAAUGUAUGGAACCAGAGACGUCAUCGCUGUAUUCUGGACAGAUUUAGAUAACAGAGUAAAUGGUGAGAUCUACUACAACCAAUACACCAGCGGCAGUGUCCUCCAACAAGCUACACAGGACAUUAAUAGGUAUUUCCCAGGGCUGAACUUCAAUGCCAACUGGGUCUUUGUUGCAACAUGGUAUGAGGUGGCCUACUAUCCAACCACUGGAACACGUACAACUAUCCAAGCAGUCUUGAUCUCUGGUGGCCAGUACUCAUUUGUGCUAAUGAACUAUGGGAUAAUAGCCUUAACAACUCACAAUGUUCAGGCUGGAUAUGACACAGAAAACUCUACUCAUCAUUUCACCAUUCCUGGAUCAUUCUCAAACAAUGCAACCGGCAGUUACUCAGCUUUCCGCCUGGGCAGCAAUGUCAACGUACCCGGUCGUUGGGCUUUCCGGAUAGACCUUGGAUCAAGAGGCUGCACUUUCAAUGGUCAACCUGUGCAGCGAGGUGACUCAUUCUGGAGUGACAGUACCUGUGCACAGAAGUGCACCUGUACCUCAGCUGGCCUGGAGUGUCACAGCGAACCCUGCUCCUUUUCCCAAAUCUGCCAGCCUACUGCCUUUCAGUUCUCCUGCCAGACGGUGCAGAGACGUGCCUGCACCAUAAGUGGUGAUCCACAUUACUAUACCUUCGAUAACACAGUGUUUCACUUCCAAGGCACCUGCACCUAUGUUCUCUCUGAGCAAUGUGGCCGUGGUUUGCCCUACUACAGAGUAGAGGGGAAGAACGAGCACCGUGGCAGCACUCGUGUUUCUUGGACACGACUGGUCAAAGUGUAUGUCAAUAAUGAAACAAUCGAGCUUGUCAAGGGACGACCUGGUGAGGCUAAGGUUAAUGGGAAGUUUGCAGCCACUCCGAUCUCCCUUAGCAACGGCACGGUCCUGGUUUAUGAGUCAGGUUUUUCUGUGAUCAUCAGUACUGACUUUGGCUUGGAGGUGUCUUAUGACACAUAUCACUAUGUCAGAAUCAGUGUGCCAUACACUUACCAGAAUGCAACAUGUGGCCUGUGUGGAAACUUCAAUAAUCACCCUGAGGAUGACUUUCGAACCCGCCAAGGCGAAGUUGUGAGCUCUGAUGUGGUUUUUGCCAACAGCUGGCAAACAUCAGGAGAUGAUGAGCCUGGUUGUGGGACGCGAUGUGGAGGUCUGAACUGUGCUGCCUGCACUGACGCUCAGACAGCUUUAUACAGCAACAUGGCCCAUUGUGGUAUCCUCCAGAGCAGUUCUGGACCUUUUGCUGCUUGCCAUGGACGACUUCCCCCACAGUCCUUUGUUGAGAGUUGUGUGUAUGAUCUGUGUGUAGGAGGAGGCUACCAACCCAUUCUGUGCCAAGCACUAAAUGUGUAUGCAAGUCAGUGUCAACAGAAUGGUAUACAGCUGCCCAGCUGGAGGAGACAAGGCUUCUGUGAAAUCCUCUGCCCAGCCAACAGCCACUUUGAGUCCCAAGGCACAGGAUGUCCAGCUACCUGUGUCAAUCCCAAUUCUACCUACAACUGCCCUCUCCCUACCCAGGAGAGCUGCAUCUGCAAUCCAGGCUAUGUCCUCAGUGCUGGGGUCUGCGUGGCUCAUUCUGAAUGUGGCUGCAGCUUUGAGGGUCGCUACUACCGCUCUGGAGGAAGUACAAUACUAGACGAGGACUGUGGGAGACGUUGUAGCUGCAGUUCUGGCUCCAUGACUUGCCACUCUCUUGGCUGUGGGCCACAAGAGUCUUGCAGGGUGGAGGAGGGAGAAAGAGGAUGCAGGCCUAACAGUUAUGCAACAUGUUGGAUAAGAGGCCCAGGGUCAUACCAUACAUUUGAUGGACUGACAUACCGGUAUCCUGGGGCAUGUAGAUUGACCCUUGCCAAAGUAAUGGGCUUGUCUAGUCACCCACGUUUUGUGGUGACAGCAGAAAAAGUGCCCAGAGGCCAGCAGGGUUUUGCCCGGUUGCUAAAGUUUGAGGCCGAGGGAACACAAAUCUCCAUUGAAAUGACAGGUAGCAGCAGUGUUCAGGUUGAUGGUCAGCAGAUAAGACUACCAUUCAGCUCAGCGUCCAACCGAAUACAAAUCUACCACAGCAGCGUUCAAAGUGUCAUAGUUCGCACCUCCUUUGGUGUAACGGUGCAGAUAGUCUGGCCUCACUUUGUGCGUGUCACUGCACCUGGUAUCUACAAUAAUUCACUGGGUGGACUCUGUGGUAAUUACAAUGGUCACCCACAAGAUGACUUCCGCACACCCAAUGGAGUCCUGGUCAACAGUUCUCAGGAUUUUGGGGACAGUUGGCGAGAUGGCUCUCUCGCUGCACACUGUGUGGAAAGUGUAAAUAAUAACUCUACAACAAAUUACAAUUCUAGUGAGUACUGUGGCAUUCUUGAUUCACCGCAUGGACCGUUUGCCCAGUGUUGGGCCAUGAUGGACCCUCGGCAGCAUGUGGAUGCAUGUGUGGAGAUCAUUAGAGCCUCUAGAGAUCCAGCAUCAGUGCUAUGUGAAGUCCUACGAGAUUAUGCACUAAUGUGUCAACAGAACGGCGUACACCUUGAACGCUGGAGGAAUGCAAUUGAAUGUGAGCCAAACUGUCCUCUAAACAGCCAUUAUGAAGUCUGUGGAACCACUUGUCCUUCCGCCUGCCCCAGCCUCUCUUUCCCUUUCGCCUGUGACACUGUGUGUCAGGAGGGGUGCCAGUGUAAUGAUGGUUUUGUCCUCAAUGGCAACCAGUGUGUAACACCAACAGCCUGUGGAUGCCAUCACCAAGGACGCUAUCGGCGCGGGGGCGAACAGUUCUGGGAUGGUGAGGAAUGUCAGAGCUUGUGUAUGUGCAAUGGCACUACUGGGGCGGUCCACUGCAUCCCCAACUCCUGUGGUCCCCAGGAGUCCUGCCGUGUGGUGGAGGGUGAGUUUGGCUGCCAUACAAACCCUCAUGGCACCUGCUCUGCAUCUGGUGACCCUCACUACCUCACCUUUGAUCACAAGGCCUAUGACUUCCAGGGAACCUGCCGCUAUGUGCUGGCGACCCUUUGUAAUGACACUGAUGGGCUCCAUGAGUUUUCAGUGGAGGCUAAGAACGAGCCGUGGAAUGGGUUGACUGUUUCAAUCACAGCUGAAGUUUUUGUGAACGUGUGGGGCUAUCGUGUGCAAAUGACGAGGGUGAGCCACGGUGUGGUACAGGUGAAUGGAGUAACUAAAAACUUACCUAUUCUCUUAAAUGGAAGUCGUGUUUCUAUCUAUGCAAGUGGAUCUCGCACAUAUCUCAGCACUGAUUUUGGCCUGAGUGUCAUGUACGAUGGACAGUACACAGUGUCUAUCUCUGUGCCUUCAAGUUACAGAGGAAAAACAUGUGGACUUUGUGGAAACUUCAAUGGCAAUCCAAAUGAUGAGUUCCACACCCCAUCUGGAAUGAUGGUCACCACUCCACAAGAGUUUGGGACAGCUUGGAAAGUGGCAGCCAACUACACCUGCAGUGAGGGCUGUGGCUCCUCUUGCCCACAAUGCACCAAUGAGCUACCUGCAAGAGCACAAUGUGAGGUGAUUCGGGCAGCUGACGGUCCCCUCAGCUUCUGCCAUGAGCAUGUGGACCCAGCGCCAUACUUCAAUGACUGUGUGUUUGAUGUUUGUGUGGCUGGAAAUCAAGGCCAAGAUCUUCAGUGUAGGGCCAUUCAAACAUAUGUCAGUGCCUGUCAGUCUGCUAAUGUUCGAAUCUACCCUUGGAGACAGAACAACUGCAGACUUGACUGUCCAGCCAACAGCCAUUAUGAGCUGUGUGGUACCGGCUGUGGCCACACCUGUGCCAGCAGCAUUGAUGCCACCUGUGAGCAGGUUUGCUCUGAAGGAUGUUUCUGUAAUGAGGGCUUCCUCAGGAGUGGGACAAGAUGUGUCCCUGUGGAAAGCUGUGGCUGUCAAUAUGACGGCUUCUACUAUAGUGUAAGCCUGGUGAUAUCUUCUGGACAGAGGGGUUGCUCCCAGCGAUGUAUGCCAUGCCCCCACAGACCUUCGCUGUUCUGUCUGCAGUCUGCAGCACUCCUGCACAAACUCGUCCAUCACUUGUGUCGUAGUUCAGGCACAUUGCCCGUGUCACGCCUGCAGCUGUUUGAACAGCUGGCUUCCACUGCCAACGUCCCUCCUCUCCAAGAUGACUUCUGCAAUGGACGCUCAGAGCGGACCUACUGCAUUGUGAGGAAGAAGCUUCCAGUAGGCCAUGGACAGUAUCAUAUGAGAAUGAUCCCCUACCAGGACGCUGGCUUCCGCUUCCCCCUGACCAGUAACAGGAACAUAGAAAUGGAAAUCGACCAGAGGUUGUAUGUGGAGGUGCGGACAGAAGGAGUCGACCAAAGGCAGAUCUCCACCGUUGUGGACUCUUGUUGGGCAACACCAGUCAACCUCGCCAGCUACCCUGUCCGCUGGGAUCUCAUAAAUGCAGAGUGUCCUAACCCAGCAGAUGGAACAGUAGAGAUGGUUCAGAACGGCAUCUCCACUGUGUCCCAAUUCUCCUUCAGGAUGUUCACCUUUACGAACUUUUCAUCCAUCUACCUGCACUGCCAGGUCCACCUUUGUCUUUUAAGACACAACAACUGCACAGCUCACUGCUACCCAGGUUACCUCAGGCGCGUUCAGAGGGACGUAUCCUACCAUGCCACUACAGACAUCUCAUUAGGACCACUAACCCUGAGGCCACAUAGGAGAGGAAGAAUGGUACAACCGAGCAGUGCUUCAGGCCAGUUGACCUCACUGAUGACCCUACUAGUCAGUUUGCUGACAGCCAAAACUCUGGUCUAGGCUGAUCAAAGGUGAUCUAUAUUGUAAAAUUACUCAACAUACUCAAAAUAGCUUUUGGAUUGUAUUUCUAUUUGUAUUUUGUAUUUGUAUGCAGGAGAAAAGUAGAAUUAGUUAUUGCUUUAAAACAGUAGGGGACGCCAAUGUGCAGCAUACUAAACUCACUUGCCCUUUGUUGUAUUCACUUUGCAAGGUGUUUAUCGAUGGUAUCCUUAGUUUCUUUGUGGUGGUUCUUUUCAUUAAAUAUCAUAUA
This is a messenger RNA of Sander lucioperca (pikeperch), 5424 nucleotides long. RefSeq names its product alpha-tectorin-like. Gene Ontology annotation, biological process: cell-matrix adhesion. The record is from RefSeq and is a predicted model, not a curated record. Gene Ontology annotation, molecular function: protein binding. Bases 129 to 5174 code for a protein of 1681 amino acids. The transcript is spliced from 21 exons. Lineage: Eukaryota; Metazoa; Chordata; Actinopteri; Perciformes; Percidae.